AUGUCGCUGAUUGAUCUUGAGAAGACAUCACAUUCAUUUGUUGAUCACAUGUCUUCAACGGGCGGCUAUGAUUCGUCUCAUGGUAUGAAUCUUACGAGCAAUCCAAGUGAACUGUUGUUAAUAGUAACAGCAGAGGAGAAGGCGAUGAAAAAACCGAGGUUUGCUUUUCGCACAAAGUGUGAUGAGGAUAUACUCGAUGAUGGUUAUAGAUGGAGAAAGUAUGGUCAGAAAUCUGUCAAGAACAGCUUGUAUCCAAGGAGCUAUUAUAGAUGCACACGACACAUGUGUAACGUGAAGAAGCAAGUUCAGAGGUUGUCCAAUGAAACGAGCGUUGUGGAGACAACUUACGAAGGAAUCCAUAACCAUCCUUGUGAGGAGAUUAUGCAAACCCUGACUCCUCUUCUUCACCAGAUGCAGUUCCUCUCCAACAUCACCUGA
Thlaspi arvense is the source of this 438-nucleotide messenger RNA. NCBI's taxonomy places the organism in Eukaryota, Viridiplantae, Streptophyta, Magnoliopsida, Brassicales, Brassicaceae. The record is from the annotation of a GenBank genome assembly.